AUGGCAAUCUUACAUUAUCUCGAAUUCAUCCUCUGUCGGUUGCUGUACCCUAUUCGCGGUCAUGAUUCAUACCAGAUCAUCCAUUGCCCGGCCUUCAAUGACCUUCGGGAGCCAAAUAUGACCCUUGAAGCUACUGAAGUUGGCCCAUCAGGAUCAAAACUACCUCUCGACUGCACUUGCAAAGCCGAAGAUGGCAGAGGUGCCCUUCCUGACCUACGCUGGACCGCUCCCAAUUCCCGCCAAGAAGUCAUGGAAUACAUACUGCUCUGCGAGGAUCUUGAUGCGCCAAUCCCAUUUUCUGUCAUCGACCACGGCUUCUUGUGGGCGAUACCAGCCUCAACCACUAAGGCUGGACCCAAAGAUGUCGCGCCUGGUGAACAUGCCAAGAUAUCUCGUCAAACCGUUUCCGGGUGGCGCUUUGUGCCCAAUAUCCUUGGAUUGCCCUAUAUCGGCGCUGGUGCACCCCUUGGACAUGGGAAACAUCGCUACGUUUUCACUAUUGUGGCUCUCAGCGAGUCAUUAAAGUUCCAAGCUCCCGAAAAGACUAGCAAAAAAGACAUCAAGCGGGCUAUUGAAGGAAAAGUAAUUGGCUGGGCCCAGUGGACUGGGAUAUUUGAGAAGCCUUGGCCUCGCUAG
Messenger RNA from Penicillium soppii, 636 nucleotides. Its product is annotated as YbhB/YbcL family Raf kinase inhibitor-like protein. The record is from RefSeq and is a predicted model, not a curated record. The coding region runs from base 1 to 636 and encodes 211 amino acids. The transcript has a single exon. Lineage: Eukaryota; Fungi; Ascomycota; Eurotiomycetes; Eurotiales; Aspergillaceae.